This is a messenger RNA of Dendrobium catenatum, 907 nucleotides long. RefSeq lists its product as uncharacterized. The record is from RefSeq and is a predicted model, not a curated record. NCBI's taxonomy places the organism in Eukaryota, Viridiplantae, Streptophyta, Magnoliopsida, Asparagales, Orchidaceae. The coding region runs from base 51 to 674 and encodes 207 amino acids. The transcript is spliced from 5 exons.
GAAACACUUCUUCUGGUCUCUCGCUCGUCGUUUCUGCAAUCUAUGAGGUGAUGGCGCAGCGGCUGAUGAGCUCUGGCAAGUCGAUUUUUCGAGCGUUGAAUCUGAAUCAUUUGGGCGGCGGCGCUGCUGAAAGCCGUCCGUUCAUUCGUGCCCUCGCGCCCGCCAAUCUGAAAAGGAAGGCCUCCAACUCAUUUUCCGCGAUUCAGGACACCUAUUUUUCUACUAAGGAAGUCUUUGAGAGCCAUCGGGUUGUUUUCACUAUUGGUACAUCAAUAGCAUCAAUAUUGACUGCAUGGGCAGGUUAUUCUUUGCGCCAGCAUCAUCAUUCAAAUGUAGAAAGGAGGCUCGAGUCAAUUGAAAAAGCGAUGAUGAAAAACUACAAUGUUGAACGCGAAGAAAUCAAAAGAAUUGUCGGUGCAGACAAUGUUAGCACCACAGCUUGCAUUGCCACUGCUGGGACUUCCUUGAUUGUUGGAUAUGGACUUGGCUGGCGAGGUGGUUUGUGGUUUGCGAACAGAAAAUUUAGAAGGGAGCAGCUCAAACAACUGGGCCAAGUGAAAUCUCGUGGAUGGCAAAGUUUGAGAAGCCCUUUUGUAAGGUUCAGGAAAAAACCCUCUCUCAAUAACACUGUAGAGCUCACUGGAAACACUUCUGCAACCUCUGUUCCAAGCUAAUAAUAAAUCAAUCUUCCUAAGUUCUUGAUACGAGAGCUCCCUAUCUGGUGUUGUAAAGAUAUAAGAAGAAAAUGUUUAUAUAGUUUUUGAAAUCUUGUGCCAUUGAGGUCUUCCCAUACCAGAUUUGAAAUGAUAUUGGUGUGUGUGUUUUCUUCGUUUUAUAAUUAUCUCAAGUUAUCAAUGAUAUCGGCUGCUUCAUGCAUUAUAAUAGCAGACAUUUUUUCAUUGUUUCA